UGUUUGUGUGUAUUGUAUUAACACUCGUACAGAUUUUGGGGUGACCGAUUUUGGGAUGGAGGCGGAAUCGCCGGGGGACACCCCGGAUGCAAUGGAUACGUCAGUGACCCAAGAGAGAAGUAGGAAAAGAAAUGCUGAACCGAUAAAUCAAAAUACAACCACAAAGCGAGUUAUCACUAGCUCAGAUAAUGAAACUGCAUCGACUGAGAACGUGUACACUCACCCUUCCCUCACUAUUCUAGACAGAACGUAUGGUCCCAACGACUUGGGUCCGUUCAUUGUCCACAUCACACGAAUCGAACCUGAUCCGGCAGCCGGAUUAUCUCUAAGACCUAUCAAAAUUGGACUUCUUCUCACUAAGAACAACAUUGAGAACAUUGUUCGUGAUGGUGUUAAGUCAGUAGGUAGAAAUAGAGUUUCAAUCGAAUUUAAACGAGGUGAGGAUGCUAACACAUUUCUACAGCAUAAAUGCCUAAAUGGUUGUAAGCUUAAAGCUAGUAUCCCCGCUUUCAACGUUACAAGAAUGGGUCUCGUCAGAGGCGUUCCUAAGGAGUGGUCCAUGGUGGAACUCGUAGAAUCUCUGGAAUUACCCGAGAACUGUGGUAAAGUCCUCAAAGCGAGGAGACUUAACCGCAAAAUAAUUAAUGAAGGUACUCCAUCUUGGGUACCUACUCAAUCUGUUGUCCUCACAUUUAGUGGUCAAGUUUUGCCAAAACAUAUAUAUGCAUACUAUACAUUAAUGGUUGUUGAAAAAUAUCUCUUACCCACAAUACAGUGUCACAGCUGCUGUAGAUUUGGCCAUGUUAAAUUACAAUGCAGAAGUAAACCCAGAUGUUUCAAAUGUGGUCAGGAACAUUUUGGAGAAAGCUGUCAGUUAACAGAAAACGCUUUGUCCUGUGUCCUGUGCACAGGCAAACAUCAGGCUACAUAUAAAGACUGCCCAGAACACCAACGCCAACGCAACAUUAAAAUAAUGAUGUCAGAAAAUAAUAUAUCAUAUAUUGAGGCCGCAAAUAUAGUUCCCCCAGUGCGCAAAGCUUACUCCUAUGCUGACAUCUCGGCCACAAUGUUCGCCCCAGUGCAGGAGAUUCCAUUAAAUAGACCUCCUGUACUGAACCCCAGCAAAUCCUAUAGGAAAACUACUUUCUCUUCACCACGCCCCAGACCGCCUCCCUCCAAAGGCUUCAACAAACAAGCUCAUAGCGCUAUUGUUAAUCCCCCCUCAUUUUCCUCACCCAAUGGAAGUGCGCUGCAUAAUCAAAUUAAGUUCUCCACAGAGGACCUCAUAGAAAUAGUAACAACCUUAAUUAAUAACUGUGUGCUGAAACCUCACACAAACAUACCGAACAACGUUGCUCAAAAAAUAGAAAAAUUUACUUCCCACUUUAAUGUUCAUAAUGGCUCAGAUAGUCCAAUGGAACAGCAGGAGUGUUAAAAAUAAAAAAGUUGAAAUAACCUCACUCAUAAAACACCACCAUCCCGUCAUAGUUGCCCUCUCUGAGACAUGGCUGAGGCCUGAGUCUUCUUUCAGAAUUCCGGGCUUCGCCUGUCUUCGGGAUGACAGACAUGAUGGACAUGGUGGUUGUGCACUACUCAUUAAAAAAUCCCUAGUAUAUUCUCAAAUUCCCCUGUCUAUAAAUUCACAAAAUAUUAACAUAGUUGCAGCUCGAAUUUUAAAUAAAACAUUUGUUUCUAUCUAUAUACCUUAUCCUAAUAAUAAUAUCAAAGAUGAAUUAGUAUCUCUGCUCCUUCAACUCCCUACACCUCUAAUCUUAUUGGGAGAUUUUAACUGCCAUCACAUCUCUUGGGGCUGCUAUUACAGUGACUCUUUUUCUAAUGUACUUAUUGAUAUAUUUGAUAGAAUUAAUGUGUGUAUACUGAACGAUGGAUCCCCAACUCGCAGGGUUUACCCUGGUCAAGAUCCUAGAUCAGCUGUAGACUUGUCAGCUUGCCCACCAGAUAUUGCCAUAUCAACAUCUUGGAAGGUCUAACAAGCGGUAUAUAUAAGAGCGGUCUCUACAAGAACUGAAAAGAAAGCGCAACGGAACAAACAACAUGAUGUCUUUUCCACUACGUUGACAUUGGCGGAAUUAUUGCGAAACAAUCGCAGUACAAAGUGCCAUAGACAAGAAAGAAGAAGAAAUA
Messenger RNA from Bicyclus anynana (squinting bush brown), 2145 nucleotides. RefSeq lists its product as uncharacterized. The record is from RefSeq and is a predicted model, not a curated record. NCBI's taxonomy places the organism in Eukaryota, Metazoa, Arthropoda, Insecta, Lepidoptera, Nymphalidae. Bases 56 to 1435 code for a protein of 459 amino acids. The transcript has 2 exons.